AUGCCAGAUGUUCAUAUCGCACCUGCCGGGCGACAACCCGAUCGCGAGCGUGCCGGACGCGGGCGAGAUCACGCAGGGGCUGCGCCGUGUCGUCGGUCGACCCGGCCGCCGGCGGACGAGAACACGGGCAAUGACUGCAAGACGCUCGGCACCUUCCCCGUCGACAUCAAGACCGACAUCACCGUCGCCAGCGACGUCACCGGCCUGGAGGACGACGUCAGGAUCUUCAUCUUCAAUCGCAACCUUAAGGAGGGCUUCGUCAAGUACAAGGCCGCCCGAUCUGAAUUUCGAGGACUUCAACCAGUGCCUCACCACGCUCGAUGGGAGCCUUGA
Messenger RNA from Endocarpon pusillum Z07020, 333 nucleotides. RefSeq lists its product as uncharacterized. The transcript has a single exon. Bases 1 to 333 code for a protein of 110 amino acids. Lineage: Eukaryota; Fungi; Ascomycota; Eurotiomycetes; Verrucariales; Verrucariaceae. The record is from RefSeq and is a predicted model, not a curated record.